AUGGCUUCUAACAGGAUUCCCGACCUACCAGCCAACACCACACUCCAAGGACUUUCCGUCCUCGUCACCGGCUCCAACCAAGGACUGGGAUAUCAUGCCGCCCUCCUGUCACUCCAGCUAGGUGCAUCUCCCGUGUAUCUUGCUGUUCGCAACUUGAAGAAAGGUCACGAGGCGCGGACUGCGAUGCUUGCCGACCCGGUUGUUCGGAAGAAGAACUCAAAGGCGAUCGUCAAAGUUUACGAGCUCGAUAUGGCUCGUUGGGACAGCGUCAAGUCCUUCGCUGAGAAGUUCAUCGGUGAUCGUCAUGCAGCUGGUGAAGGUCUGGAUAUCGCCAUGCUCAAUGCUGGGUUAUACCACAUGCGCUUCGAGCUUGCACCAACUGGGAAUGAGCUGACAGUCCAAGUCAACCACCUGUCGACGGCCCUUCUUUCUCUUCUUCUCUUGUCUAUCCUCGAGGCUAGCACGAUUCCCAAGCACACCGCACGACUCAUGAUCGUCUCCAGUGGCCAGCACCGGCAGGCUUCAAGCACGCUCACAGAAUGUCCCUCCGACGACAAUUACCUCACCUCUCUUAACGACGUGAAGAAUUUCGCUAGCAUGACCCGCUACGGACUGAGCAAGAUGCUAGUGAUCUUCUUCCUCCGCGUGCUCGCCACAAAGGUCAGCAGCGACAGGGUUAUCAUCAACAACGUCUGUCCCGGUCUGAUCAGGACGAACCUGGCGCGAGAGCUUCCGGUCUUCCUCCGUCCUGUCUUGUAUCUUCUCUUUCUUGGUCAAGCAAACCCCGUGGAGCGAGGUGCGGCGUGCUAUAUCCAUGGCGUGACGUGCGUUGGAAAGGAGAGUCACGGGCUAUGGUAUAGACGCAUGGUGUUGACUCCCUAUGGAGAUUUCCUGCUAAGCGACGAAGGGAAGAAGAUGCAGGACAAGAUCUGGACCGAGACGCUACAGCAGCUGGAGCAAGUUGUGCCCGGCGUGAGUUCGAAUAUAUGA
Dacryopinax primogenitus is the source of this 990-nucleotide messenger RNA. RefSeq names its product NADP-binding protein. The transcript has 2 exons. The record is from RefSeq and is a predicted model, not a curated record. Lineage: Eukaryota; Fungi; Basidiomycota; Dacrymycetes; Dacrymycetales; Dacrymycetaceae. The coding region runs from base 1 to 990 and encodes 329 amino acids.